Messenger RNA from Truncatella angustata, 1513 nucleotides. RefSeq lists its product as uncharacterized. Lineage: Eukaryota; Fungi; Ascomycota; Sordariomycetes; Amphisphaeriales; Sporocadaceae. The coding region runs from base 288 to 1253 and encodes 321 amino acids. The record is from RefSeq and is a predicted model, not a curated record. The transcript has a single exon.
CUUUCCCGCCAGACUAAUCUUAAUUGCCUCGAUGCCACGCAGCUCCCUAUGUACUUUGCUUUCUUCGCAUAUGUGAGGUACACGCAAGCAAUCUACGAGGAUCUGAAUGUCAAAGAGGCAUGCAUUUUAUGUUUUACACCCAAGACGAGAGACUUUUGAGGGAGUCUGAUCCUCUCGCUGCUUUUCUUCUCAAAAGGCAUAAUUUCUCAUUACGCACGGAACAGUUCGACUGGCAGCCGACGGUGCGAAAUCAUCACUACUUGGCACCGGAACUGGGAUAAUACACCAUGCUAGAAGACGUGGUCCUGCUUACACAGUUACCCUCGGACGCCUGGUUCGAGGGCUUCGCUCAGCGGCCAAACGGUCAGCUUCUCAUCACAAGACUAGACCAGCCGGAGCUGUACACAUUGGAUGCGGAGGACCAGGACGCAGAGCCGCAGCUGCUGCACACAUUCAACGAUGCCAAUUCGGCAAUUAACCUGUGCCCAAUAAAGGGGAAGAGCGAUGAGUACGUCGUAAUUACCGGCAUGCUGGACCUGGCCACCGUUCAUUUCUCAGAUCACGUUGCAUGGCACGUAACACUGGAGGAUGGGCAGGAUCCGAAGGUCCAGAGAAUAGCCCAACUGAAUGCUGCAGCGGCAAUCGGGUUGGUUGCGGCGUCGGAGCGCGUGUUGUUGAUCGCGGAUUCACUUCGAGGGGCUAUCCUGCGGUUUGACAUUUUAAGCGGCGACACAUCGGUACUAGUAGAAGAGGAUGCGCUACGUCCUGUUGACGAGAGUCCCUAUGGAAUCAAUCGGUUGCGACUAAUUGACGAUUUUCUCUGGUUCACGAACAACGGAGCCGGCACUUUGAAUCGGUUCCCUCUCAGAUACACGGAAGGCCAGAUUGAGAUGGCAGGGCCGAUCGAGGUCAUUUCAGAUGACAUACCUCAUUGUGAUGGACUGGCCGUUAGCCAGGAUACAGAAACUGCGUAUACCGCAAGCUACAUGGACGGGUUGCUGUGGAAACUAGACAUCGACUCAGGGAGCGGGAAGUCGGAGCGGAGCACCAUUUUGGAGAACCUCGUGAGCCCGACAGCGGUGGAGAUGAUGGACAGCCACGGAAAGCAGAAAAUAUUUGUCGUGUGUAGCGGCGAGAUCGAGGUCGGCUGGGUCAACUCGACUGACAAGACGUCAUGGAGCGAGUUCCGGGACCUAUCCCUGAACGCGCAAGUUUCGGUCACUGUAACAACAGAGGUGGUGGAAGAUGCGUGACGGAGUCUUCUGACUACAUAUGAUUCACAGCGAAUCUGCCCAUGUUACUAGCCCUUAUUUAGUUCUACGAUCAAACCGUCUCAUUUGUCUUGUUACGUGAUCUAAGCUUCUGGCCCAUGUCUACAGAAAGUUCCGACCGCAGCGCUCUUCGGUGUAUUUCCUCGUCGAGCAUCAUGCGAUCUCGGCAACAUUGCCGCAAACUGCAAAGAAUAUCCAUGGAUAGUUCGGCCGAUGCAAAAUGCCAACUGCCGAGAGCAUUU